AUGGAUUUCGAAGAUUCAAAGCCCUGGUUUAUGGCUCUUCAAGCCGACACUUCCAAGCGAGAGGAGAUGACACACCUGGUACAGCAGACAAUUGAACUGAUGGGCCGGCUGGACAUUGUCGCCUCCAACGUCGGCUGGACGCGAAUGACGGACUUUACGAACCUCAACGAUGCAGAUGACGAGGCCGAUUGGGACCAAUGUUUCGACAUCAAUGUCAAGAGCCAUUUCCGACUUUUCCGCGCCUGUCAGUCGUACCUGGAACGCAGUGAAGGGGUGUUUAUUGCCACUGCGAGUGUAGCUGGUGUCAAACCGAGCGGGAGCUCGUUGCCAUAUGCCGUGACGAAGGCGGCGCUUAUCCACCUGGUCAAGAGUCUCGCGAUUGUCGCCGGUCCCAAGAUCCGUGUAAACUCGGUAUCGCCUGGUGUCCUUAUGACGGACUGGGGACGAGGAUUCCCGGAGGAGAGAAUCAACGCCGUGGAGGCCAAGAAUGUCUUAAAGCGACUCGCAACGCCAGAGGAUGUGGCCGAGCAGGUCCGGUUCCUCGCAAGCUCUCGAUCGAUUACGGGGACGAAUACAGUAAUUGAUGCAGGGUUCAGUCUUUAG
Messenger RNA from Aspergillus terreus NIH2624, 603 nucleotides. RefSeq names its product SDR family NAD(P)-dependent oxidoreductase. Gene Ontology annotation, molecular function: oxidoreductase activity. NCBI's taxonomy places the organism in Eukaryota, Fungi, Ascomycota, Eurotiomycetes, Eurotiales, Aspergillaceae. The transcript has 4 exons. The coding region runs from base 1 to 603 and encodes 200 amino acids. The record is from RefSeq and is a predicted model, not a curated record.